AAAUAGUCUACACGUUCUUUUGAGUCCCAUCAAUAUCACAAUUAUUUUCCUGAUAAAAUUAAAGUUGACCUGCAAGUCAUCGGGUCCGGUCUCCAGUUGUUUUUCUUGGAAGGAAACUUGCAGAGUGUAGCUUGGAUUUCAUUAUAUAGCUCCAGUACAUGGCCAAUGCAAGAACACAAACAAUUAAUAAACAUUUUCAUGGCCAAUUCUCUAUUUACUCUCCUUGUUCUGCUGUCUGCUACAUAUUUUGUAGCAGCUCAACGAAGAACAUCUAAUAGUAUAAGCCAAGGCUCCUCUCUGACGCCAACUGGAAACUCGUCUUGGUUGUCACCUUCAGGUUUAUUUGCCUUUGGAUUCUAUCCGCAAGGCAAUAACACCUACAGGGUUGGAAUUUUUAUUGCUGGUCUUCGUCUGAAUAAAACCGUAGUUUGGACAGCCAACAGAGAUGAUCCUCCUGUCUCCAGUGGCGUAACCUUGCAGUUAACUCCGGAUGGGAGGCUCAUCCUCCAAUCUCAAGACUCGACUACUGAUGCUGUUAUAGUUGAUCAAUCUAUUUCUUCGGCUUCCAUGCUAGACUCUGGCAACUUCGUGCUCUUUGGUUCUAACCAAGAAAAGAUCUGGCAGAGUUUUGAUCACCCAACUGACGCAAUCUUACCUGGUCAGAUUCUUUCACAGAAUCAAGAAUUAUUUUCAAGGGCAUCGGAUUCUGAUUACUCCACAGGAAUAUUCAGACUUAAAAUGCAGAGUGAUUCGAACCUUGUGCAGUACCCAGUGCAGACUCCGGAUACUGCACCGUAUGCUUACUGGUCAUCUUCAACUAAUAACCAAGGGGUCAAUGUGACACUGAAUCUUGAUCCUGAUGGACACCUGUACUUGCUUAAUAAUUCUGUCAGCAUUCUCAAAAAUCUAUCUGAUGGGCUUUCUGAGAAACAGAGAGUUUACCUCAUGAGAAUUGAUUCCGAUGGUAUCCUUCGACUGUAUUCAUUUAAUUUGGGUAGAAAAGACAACAUCUCGUCGAUUGUAUGGAAAUCUUCUGGUGAUAAAUGUAGUCCGAAAGGAUUAUGUGGCCUGAACGGGUAUUGUACUCUUAAUGAUGAUGAGCCUAAAUGUUUAUGUCCACCGGGAUUUGAUAAUGUUAAUCCUGGGAAUUAUACUGCAGGCUGUAAGAGGAAUUAUACUGCUGAUAUAUGCAAGAACAGUGAACAAAGGAUCCAGUAUAGCAUGAGAGCAUUGGAGUAUACUUGGUGGGAAAAUGAUCCGUAUUUAGUCCUCAAAAUGAAAAUCAAGGAAGAUUGUGAAACAUCUUGUUUGGAGGACUGUAACUGUGAAGCAGCAUUUUAUAAAGAUGGAGAGUGCAGAAAACAACGGCUUCCACUGAGAUACGGAAGAAGGCUAUUGACUGAUUCUAAUGUUGCCUAUAUCAAAGUGGCUUCCCCAACACGCCAAAUAGAAACUCCAAGUCAUUCUAGACCAGGGAAAAAGAAAGAGCCUCGCCUGAGCAUUCUUAUCAUUAGUUUAACCCUUUGCGCCUUAGCCUUUACUGUCUUCGUGAUAUCUGGAUAUCUUGCAUACAGAAAUCGAAUAUGGGCAUAUAAAAAGAUAUCAGCAAAGGGUAAUUUUGAACUAAUGGAUGAUAUUGCUCCGCGGUCAUUUACUUAUGCAGAGUUGGAAGAAGUGACAAAUGGUUUUCAAGAAGAGAUUGGAAGAGGAGCAUCUGGAACAAUUUACAAAGGGAAAUUUAAUGACAAAUUAGUAGCUGUGAAAAGAUUGGAGAAUAUGUUAGCAGAAGGAGAGAAAGAGUUCCAGAAUGAAAUGAAAGUUAUUGGAAGAACCCAUCAUCGUAACCUUGUCAGGCUUCUGGGCUAUUGUCAUGAUGGACCAAAAAAGCUUCUGGUAUAUGAAUACAUGGUUAAUGGAUCGCUUGCAGAUAUUCUUUUUGAUCCCCAAAACCCACCAAGAUGGGAGGAAAGAAUCAGAAUUGUUCUUGAUAUUGCAAGAGGAAUCCUCUAUCUGCACGAAGAGUGUGAAACCCAAAUUAUCCAUUGCGACAUAAAGCCUCAAAACAUACUGAUAGACGAAUACAGGUCUGCCAAAAUUUCAGACUUCGGAUUGGCAAAGCUCCUGAAGGCAGACCAAACAAAUACAUAUACAGGGAUAAGAGGUACAAGGGGUUACGUUGCACCUGAAUGGCACCGAAAUAUGGCUGUUACUGUUAAGGCAGAUGUCUAUAGUUUCGGUAUCAUGCUUUUAGAGAUCAUUUGUUGCAGGAGAAGUGUCAACCUAAGCCUCUCGGAGGAGGAAGCUGUUCUUGAAGAAUGGGUCUAUCAGUGCUUUGAGGAUAAUGAUCUUGCUAAAUUAAUAAUUGAUGAGGAGACAGAUAGGAAGAAAUUUGAAAGAAUGGUGAGAGUAGGCCUGUGGUGCAUUUUAGAUGAACCAUCGCUUCGCCCAUCCAUGAAGAAGGUUCUACUGAUGCUGGAAGGGACCGUGGACAUCCCAGCACCUCCUAGUCUGUCCUCUUACUUAACAGCUAUUUAGUAUUUUAGUGUUCUGUACUUCUUUUUGCUUUUAACGAUUGUCUCUACAUCUUUAAUAUCUCAUGUCGACUAAAGAAUAGAUUCCUAGUAUGAGUGAUAAUAAUUUGGCUUUAAGCAUAGAGUAAAUAAGUAUUGUAAGAGUUAAGGUCAGGUAUUUGAACUUAAUUGUUUUUCUCUCUGAAUGUUAAAAGGAUGAGAAAUGUGACAUUGUGUAGAUUAUUCGUCA
Messenger RNA from Daucus carota subsp. sativus, 2760 nucleotides. Its product is annotated as G-type lectin S-receptor-like serine/threonine-protein kinase LECRK3. Gene Ontology annotation, molecular function: protein serine/threonine kinase activity; ATP binding. Bases 166 to 2535 code for a protein of 789 amino acids. The record is from RefSeq and is a predicted model, not a curated record. NCBI's taxonomy places the organism in Eukaryota, Viridiplantae, Streptophyta, Magnoliopsida, Apiales, Apiaceae. The transcript has a single exon. Gene Ontology annotation, biological process: protein phosphorylation.